Apus apus (common swift) is the source of this 7085-nucleotide messenger RNA. It is a transcript of the gene GNPTAB, whose product is annotated as N-acetylglucosamine-1-phosphate transferase subunits alpha and beta. The transcript is spliced from 21 exons. Gene Ontology annotation, cellular component: Golgi apparatus. The record is from RefSeq and is a predicted model, not a curated record. Gene Ontology annotation, biological process: carbohydrate phosphorylation; N-glycan processing to lysosome. Gene Ontology annotation, molecular function: calcium ion binding; UDP-N-acetylglucosamine-lysosomal-enzyme N-acetylglucosaminephosphotransferase activity. Lineage: Eukaryota; Metazoa; Chordata; Aves; Apodiformes; Apodidae. The coding region runs from base 2349 to 5972 and encodes 1207 amino acids.
GCAACUAAUAAAAAUAUGUAAGACUGUUUUGAAAAUUAAACCAGAAAUCUUUCUAGCAGUUAUCAGGUUAACCAUUUUUAACAAUCUGCAGGGAACUGUCAAGCAAUAAAAAAGCAGCCUGAGGCAAUGCUUAUCUGACCUCGGUAUCUGAGCAGCAUUUGGUCCUACUUUUCCUCCAUGCCCAGAGACAGCUUUUUUUGUUUUAGUACACAAAAGUUAGAUCUGAUUGCUUAAAUUCAUGCUAAUAUCAGUAUUAAUGCUGGCAUAAAAGUGAAUGGCUAUGGCAAAUACUUUGAAGUUGGUAAUAAUGCCCUCACUACCUCAAGGUGAAAAUGCUUAAGAAAAAGCUUGAGCUCAAUGAAGUAGCAGUGCAUUAAGCAUGAUUUGGGAGCAUUUCUGCAAAAUCAUAUGGGGUAGUCAGGUCUCAGCCAAUGCUCUGAAGUAGUCAUAAGAUGAGCUUUGGGUUUUAGGAUGGUUUGUAAACCCUUCUUAGCCGUCUGUAGGUUGCUCAGCUUUGUCAAGUGUUUUAUAACUGGAACAUGCCAGAACUGCUGAUAUCACCUGUCCGAUACAGUAUCUCCUAAUAGAGGGUGUCUCUUCUUCUUAAUAUUGUUCCCUUAGUGGUUUUCUAAUAUCAGUAUGUAAAGUUGAAGCAAAGCAGCUGCCAGGCAUUAUUGCAACACAGUAAGAUGGGAGGAAACACUUACAGGCAAAAGAUGUAUCAGGUGGGAAGAGCUCAAUUUUUUUUUUUUCCUAAAGGUGUUUCUUAAGAGAGCUGUCCUUGGUCUUUCAGUUACAGCUGUACCAAGACAAAAAGUGAAUGCUUGACUGGUUAACUUCUUUCUUCUGAAGAAACAUACUAAUCAUAAUAAAUUACGUUCUUACUCGGGUAUUUCUCUGUUUCUUCUAGAAGCAGAUCAGUGCGUGUCAGUUCAUCAUUAUCAGUUGUAGCAAAUGUUUCUGCGUGGGUAUUUAUCUGUGUGUACUGUGUUGAAGGAAUAUAUUUAGCAAAAGGAAGUAAUGAUGUGCAUAUGAAAAAGUUGAAUAGUGUAUUUUUAAGACUUUGGUAUUUAAGGGAGAAGAUAUGAUGCUCAGCUGGUAAAUUAGGUGUCAUUUGUAUAAGGGGUUUGAACUUGUACAGAUGUGAUCGUUGUUAGAAAGAUCAUUUGCAGCUUUGGCAGGAAUUGUGUGUGCAUGCAUUUGUCAUCCAGCCACAUGGUUUGGCUUUCCCCCUCUCUGAAAGGCUUUGAUUUGCGAGCAUGAAGGAAUAGAGAUGUGUGUCUUCUUCAAAGCGAGGAAGGUAGUUUUUGUUAAAGUUUUGAGUGCCAUCUUUGAGAAAAGGUGUAUUUUGUAGUAAUUCAGUAUUCCCUUAAUACAAGAAAUAAGCAAUAGUGUAAUUUUAAUCUAGGAGGAGUGCUGUAAAUUAAGGACUAUGCUCUCUUGGUAUUUUUUUUCCUCUCCAUUACAUAUAAAUAUGUACUUAUCCAGGUAAAAUAAGCCACUAUGUCUUCAUUUCUAAAGCAAUACAAGGUGCCACUGUAGUUUUUAAGGCUGGACUUGUGCUAUAAAAGAUACCAUAGCAAUGUUUAAUAUUAUUUUAUCUCAAAUUACUUCUGCCUUUUUUGCUAUAUCAAAACAUAUUAAGCCUUUUUAGUGUUGAAAUGGUUGAUUAAUAUUUUUUUUUCCUAUUUAGAAUCAUGAUACCAGGUACUUUAGUAGUAAUGGAAAUGUAAAUACAUGUGUUUGUUUUGUGUGUGUGUAUAUUUACAUUUAAGAAUGGAAAUGGAAUAUGAAGUUGCAGCUUUCCAAAGGAAGAAUUAUCUUGUGAUUGGUUUCCCAUAUACCCAUAUUUCUGAAAAUGCCCAGGAAUGGGGAUGGCUGGCAAAUGGCGUUUAAGUGGGGUGCAGCUUGACAUUUUAGCUAGAGCAGCCUUGAUGGUUCAAUGAAGAUGAGGAAGACAAUCCUGCCUUUAGCUGUGGGUUCCCGCCAUUUCUUGUCUCCAACAAACAAGCAGAGAGAGAUCAAAUGCUCUGGUUUUUGAAGGUUUAUCUUUUUGUUGGUUUAGCUCUGUGACUUGACUCUCUGCAGGGCUGGGUGAACUCGUGUCAAACUAAAGAGGGGUAGCAGAAAUGCAGGGGGAUGGAAGAGAAGCUGCAGCCUGCAGAAAUACUUUGCUGUUGGGUUAGUUUGGCUCUACUGUAAGAUGUCACCUGUGUUGGUAAAGAGUGGUUGUGUUCUAAGUUUGUGGCUAGGUCAAUCUGCAUAAUUUGAUAUGCUCUGGCCUGGCUGUUUCCAAAGCGUGGAUUUUAGAGGUUGUCUUGGAGUGGAGUAGAGACCAGUAUCAUGUUAUGUUUGAUUCGUACAGAGACAACGUUGCUGGCAAAUCAUUUCAGAAUCGGCUUUGUUUACCCAUGCCGAUUGAUGUGGUAUACACCUGGGUGAAUGGCACAGAUGUUGAACUGAUCAAAGAAUUGCAACAGGUCAGAGAACAGAUGGAGGAAGAGCAGAAAAUAAUGAGGGAAAUCCUUGGAAAGAAUGCAACAGAACCAACAAAGAAGAGUGAGAAGCAACUGGAGUGUUUGUUGACACACUGCAUCAAAGUGCCAAUGCUUGUCUUGGAUCCUGCACUGCCUACCAACGUGACACUGAAAGACCUGCUGUCCAUUCAUCCUGCUUUACAAGCUGCUAACAAUAUGUUCUUUGUAGCAAAACCAAAAAAUCCUUCUACCAAUGUGACAGUAAUUGUUUUUGAUAGCCCUAAGGAUGUUGAAGCUGCCCAUUCUGGAAUGUUAAAAGACAACAGCAAACAGAUAGUAUGGAGGGGUUACUUGACUACAGACAAAGAAGUUCCAGGUCUAGUAUUAAUGCAAGACUUGGCCUUUCUUAGUGGAUUUCCAGCUACAUUCAAAGAAACAAAUCAGCUACGAACAAAACUACCGGAGAGCCUGUCUUCUAAAGUAAAACUGUUGCAGCUCUAUUCAGAAGCCAGUGUGGCUCUCUUGCAACUGAAUAACCCCAAGGGCUUCCAAGAACUAAGUAAGCAAGCAAAGAAGAACAUGACUAUAGAUGGGAAAGAAUUGACGCUUAGUCCUGCUUAUUUACUAUGGGACCUCAGCUCUGUCAGUCAGUCCAAACAGGAUGAAGAUAUAUCUGCCAGCCGUUUUGAAGAUAAUGAAGAGCUGAGAUACUCAUUACGGUCAAUAGAGAGGCACGCCCCUUGGGUACGACACAUUUUCAUUGUCACUAAUGGACAGAUUCCUUCCUGGCUUAACCUGGAUAAUCCUCGGAUAACUAUAGUAACACAUCAGGAAAUAUUUCAGAACCUGAGUCACUUGCCUACCUUCAGUUCACCAGCUAUUGAAAGUCAUAUUCAUCGUAUCAGUGGCCUCUCUCAGAAGUUUAUCUAUCUCAAUGAUGAUGUUAUGUUUGGGAAGGAUGUUUGGCCUGAUGACUUUUACAGUCACUCUAAAGGUCAAAAGGUUUACUUGACCUGGCCUGUGCCAAAUUGUGCUGAGGGAUGUCCUGGCUCAUGGAUUAAAGAUGGUUACUGUGAUAAAGCCUGUAAUAACUCAGCAUGUGAUUGGGAUGGAGGUGAUUGCAUUGGUAACAGUGGGGGUAGUCGCUAUGUUGCUGGUGGAGGUGCAGUUGGAGGUAUCGGGAAUGGACCACCAUGGCAGUUUGGUGCAGGAAUAAGUGGUGUUUCAUACUGUAACCAAGGCUGUGCUAAUUCCUGGCUAGCAGACAAAUUUUGUGAUCAGGCCUGCAAUGUCCUUUCCUGUGGAUUUGAUGCUGGUGACUGUGGCCAGGAUCACUUUGAAGAGAUGUACAAAGUGACGCUUCACCUUAAUCAGACCUACUAUGUUAUUCCCAAAGGUGAAUGUCUGCCCUACUUCAGCUUCAGUGAAAUAGCCAAGAAAGGAUUGGAGGGUUCAUACAGUGAUAAUCCAAUUAUCCGACAUGCUUCUGUUGCUAACAAAUGGAAGACUAUCCACCUCAUAAUGCAUAGUGGCAUGAAUGCAACUGUAAUCUAUUUUAACCUUACAUUUCUAAAUAAAAAUGAUGAAGAGUUUAAAAUGCAGGUAGCUGUUGAAGUUGAUACUAGAGAGGAACCAAAACUGAACACAAGUUCCAUGCAAAAAUCCAACUCUGAUUUUAAAUCUGUAACUUCAGUACCAGAAGCUGAAAUGAUAUUUGAGGAUAUUCCUGAAGAAAAACGCUUUCCAAGAGUCAGGAAGCGUCAAAAUGGCACAAAAGAGAGUGUACAUGAAGAGGUGAUAAUACCAGCAGUAAAUGUGUCUCUCCUUCCUGAAGAUGUUCAGUUAGCACUGCAGAACCUGGACCUAAAACUACUAAAUGGUGAUAUCACUCAGAAAGGAUUUAACCUAUCCAAGGCUGCUCUCCUGAGACCUUUCCAGUUCUUAACUACUGUAAAGAGUGGUACAGGCCUGGAAAAGAAUGGUGUGCAUAAUCAUUCAGAAGAUCAGAAGAACCAUACCAGCUUGCAGAAGCCUUAUAAAGAUGUAAAUGACAGCAAAAUAAAAAGAGUAAAAGCAAAUGAAGAAGUUCCCUCAAGGCUCACAGGAACAAAGGGGACUGUUGUGACAAUGAACACAAAUAAAGCUAUUUACAAACUAAAGCCUAGGUCCACAUUUCCCUCUCUGAGCAUGGGAAAUAAAAAUGAAAGUCGAGAAAAAGUACUAAAUGCACUUUUAUUAAGAGAAACCCAGAAAUCAAAACAUACUGGGAAUUUAGAUACUGGAGAAGAUGCACGGGGAGUGGAAAGAGGGAAAGAGGGUGUCCAGGUGGAUACAAAUGUAAGGGCAGGGCUAAUGGGAAGAAAAUUACAGUCUUAUGCUGGAAGUUACCAAGGCUUUUUGCCAUGGGAGAAAAAGAAGUAUUUCCAGGACCUUCUUGAUGAAGAAGAAUCAUUGCUCAAACAAAUGUCAUACUUUACUGAUGGUAAACAUUUUGGAAGGCAGCUGAAAGAUACUUUUGCUGAUUCCCUUCGAUAUGUAAAUAAGCUUUUAAACAGCAAAUUUGGAUUUACCUCUCGGAAAGUCCCUGCUCAUAUGCCUCAUAUGAUUGACCGCACUGUUAUGCAAGAGCUGCAGGAUAUGUUUCCUGAGGAGUUUGACAAGACAUCAUUUCACAAGGUGCGGCACUCAGAAGAUAUGCAGUUUGCUUUUUCAUAUUUCUACUAUCUUAUGAGUGCAGUCCAGCCACUGAACAUUUCUCAGAUCUUCGAUGAAGUUGAUACGGACCAGUCAGGCAUUUUGUCUGACCGAGAGAUUCGCACGUUGGCCACAAGAAUCCAUGAGCUACCAUUAAGUUUGCAGGAUUUGACGGGUCUAGAACAAAUGCUAAUAAAUUGCUCUAAAUCUCUUCCUGCCAACGUCACUCAGAUCCAUGUUAUCCCACCAACUCAGGAAGCAUAUUACGAUCCUAAUCUGCCUCCAGUAACAAAAAACCUAGUGACAAAUUGCAAACCUGUGACUGACAGAAUUCGAAAGGCAUACAAGGACAAAAACAAGUACAGGUUUGAAAUCAUGGGAGAAGAGGAAAUUGCCUUCAAAAUGAUUCGCACAAAUGUUUCUCAUGUAGUUGGUCAGCUGGAUGACAUACGAAAAAACCCCAGAAAAUUUGUUUGCCUAAAUGACAAUAUUGAUCACAAUCAUAAGGAUGCUCAAACAGUGAAAGCGGUGCUUAGGGACUUUUAUGAAUCAAUGUUUCCCAUACCUUCCCAGUUUGAACUGCCAAGAGAAUAUCGGAAUCGUUUCCUUCACAUGCAUGAACUCCAAGAAUGGAGGGCAUAUAGAGACAAGCUCAAAUUCUGGACCUAUUGUGUUCUAGUAACACUUAUUGUAUUUACAGUCAUCUCAUUUUUUGCUGAACAGCUAAUUGCACUUAAACGGAAGAUUUUUCCAAGGAGAAGGAUCCAAAAGAAAGUUGGUAAUGAACAAAUCAAAGUGUAGAAGAGCUUUAUUUUGGAGAUCAGUCUACCUCAAGAUGUGAAAAGCGUUUAAAAUCUUUCUCAUAAGUGUCUUUAUGGUUUUAAAUUUAACUACGUUGAUAUGAAGAAAAAAAAUCAUGCAUCUACAGUUAGAAUCUCUGCAUUACUCUUCAUGAUAUGGAAGCUGCUGGAGCUGUGACAAUGUAAAACAACAUAAAAAAUUACUUCAGAAGACCUGUACAUAGGCAGUUUUCAGCAGAUCUUACAACUGUUAGUUCAUGGCCAUGUUAUCCUUUUUUAUAAAAAGGGUUAAUUAAAGAAAUGUAGCUGCAUUUAUUGCAGUAGAUUUUGCCAACUAGAUAAAAUCUUGGAAUGCUAAGUUCUUUGGGAUCAGCCUAACAAGUCCUUGAUCUUGCAUUCCAAAACAUUUUGCAGAUUUUUGUUGCUGCUCUUUUUAGCCCUACGGGAAACCCAAGAAUUAUGUAACUUGUCAUUGAGAUUUAACAUAUGUUUAUUGAUGUUGACAUUCUUUAAAGCACAGUGACAAUUCAGCCCCCAAUUUGUAGUAUUUAAUUAGGAUUUGGAAGAAAUGUAUACUAAUAAAAAAUACACAGUAACAGAACAACUGGUGAUUAUUUGAAAGAUACUUUUAAACUUAUCUGGUGUAUAAUAUUCCAAAAAAUACGGUGGUGUUAUUUCUUGACUUGAUUACAGAGAGAGGGUUGUAAUCAAAGGAAAAUGAUUAAGGUAUAGUAUUUUACAAGUAUUGUAAAUAUAAAAGCAAAAGUGCCUCUCUAUAUGAAUGAGUAACAGAUUGUUUUAAUGUAGCAAUAUAUGGCAGCAGUGUUUCACUUCAGAAAACAAUAUUUGUACUGACAUAUGAAGCUUUGGUGUUUUUCAGCUUACCUGGGCUUGGCCCUGUGUUUUGCCGAUACAUCUGAAGAGUACAGUUUUAUGUGGGAAAUGAUACUGAAUGUUUUCAAGCAGAAAUUUUUGGUGGUGUAUCUUCAUUUAAUUGCAUCAGCAGUAUUCAAAAAAGCAUUAAUUUUUUGUAAUCGGAUGACGUACUAAACGUAUGUGCAUAUGUAUUGUAAGAUACUUGGUUUGCUUUCAAAUAAACUAUAAUGUGAUAACA